GCAACACGAGCCAGCUUGCAUUGGCUCCCACCGCUGCUCCUGCCCUCCCAGUCUCCGAGGCUUCCCAGUUCCGGCCCACACGCCGCUCAUUCCGCAUGGCGUCCGAGCACCAGCAGCAGCACAUCCCCGCGGUGCCGAGGUGGACGCCGAGCCCGCCGCGGCGGCAGGGUCGCGGGACCGACGAUGAUGGCGACGCCGCCGCCUCUGAGCUCGGCGCGUCCAUGCGCAGCACCGACGGGUUCCCGUUCGGCAGCGGGCGCUCGUUCGCGCGCCCGCCGUUCCUGCUGCCGCAGUCCUCGCUGGAGAUCAGCGUGGCGGAGACCGGGGGCGGCAGCGCCGUCGUCGUCCGCGAGAAGUCCCUGCGCCGCAUCGACGAGGGCGUCGUCAUCUCCUGGGAGGACCUCUGGGUGUCCGCGGGCGGCGGCAAGGGCGGCCGCGUGUCCAUCCUCUGCGGCCUCAACGGGUACGCACGCCCCGGCGAGGUCCUCGCCAUCAUGGGCCCGUCCGGCUGCGGCAAGUCCACCCUUCUUGAUGCCUUAGCAGGACGGCUAGGUUCGAACGUGAGCCAGAAGGGAGACAUCCUGAUCGAUGGCCGGAGGCAGAAGCUAACGUAUGGAAGAUCGGCGUACGUGACGCAGGACGACAUGCUGAUGACCACGCUGACGGUGCGCGAGGCCGUGCACUACUCGGCGCAGUUGCAGCUUCCGAGCGCGAUGACCGCGGCGGCUAAGCGGGAGCGCGCGGAGGAGACGCUGUGCGAGAUGGGCCUCGAGGGCGCGGCGGACACGCGCAUCGGCGGGUGGAUGCACAAGGGCAUCAGCGGCGGGCAGCGCCGGCGUGUCAGCAUCUGCAUGGAGAUCCUCACGCGCCCCGCGCUGCUGUUCCUGGACGAGCCCACCAGCGGGCUCGACAGCGCAGCCUCGUACCACGUCGUGAGCCGGAUCACGCGGCUCGCGCGCCAUGAGGGCAUGACCGUCGUCGCCGCCGUGCACCAGCCCAGCACCGAGGUGUUCGGGCUCUUCCACGGCCUCUGUCUCCUCGCCUACGGCAAGACCGUCUUCUUCGGCCCCGCCACCGACACCAACCAGUUCUUCGCUCUGAGCGGGUUCCCCUGUCCUUCACUGAUGAACCCUUCCGACCACUUCCUAAGGACCAUCAACAAGGACUUCGACAAGGACAUCGAAGAAGGCCUCAACGGGGUUAAAAUGACCACGGCUCAGGCAAUCGACGUGCUGGUGAGCUCGUACAAAUCCUCCGUCCACAUGGAGAAAGUGACGCGGCAGAUCGCCGACAUACGCGAAACUGCAGGGGCAGUGGUGAAGCAGGAAUGGCAGCCGAGCUUCGUGACACAAACCUUCGUGCUCACCAAGAGGUCAUUUGUGAACAUGUACAGGGACCUGGGCUACUACUGGCUGCGAUUCGCCAUUUACAUCAUGUUGUGCCUCUGCGUCGGCACCAUUUUCUACAAUGUCGGGCAUAGCUACGGAUCGAUCCUUGCUCGUGGUUCCAUGCUCAAUUUCGUCGCCGCUUUCCUCACCUUCAUGGCCAUCGGAGGAUUCCCGUCAUUCGUCGAGGACAUGAAGAUCUUUGGACGGGAGAGGCUUAACGGGCACUACGGGGUGGCAUCGUUCGCGAUCGCCAACACGGUGUCGGCAGCGCCGUACUUGGCGCUCAUUUCCGUCGUGCCGGGCGCCAUGGCCUACUACCUUGUCGGCCUCCAGCGCAGCUUCGGCCACUUCGCCUAUUUCGCCCUCGUGCUGUUCACGGCAAUGAUGGUCGUGGAGGGCCUCAUGAUGAUCGUGGCCAGCGCUGUCCCCGACUUCCUCAUGGGCAUCAUCACCGGAGCCGGCAUCCAGGGCGUCAUGAUGCUCAACGGUGGCUUCUUCCGCCUCCCCAACGACCUACCCAAGCCCGUCUGGCGGUACCCUAUGUACUACAUCUCCUUCCACAAGUACGCCAACCAGGGGUUCUACAAGAACGAAUUCCUGGGCCUCACCUUCCCCAACAACCAGGCCGGCGGUGCCGCCACCAUCUCCGGCAGCGAAAUCCUGAGGGACUACUGGCAGGUGCAGAUGGGGUACAGCAAGUGGGUCGACCUCGCCAUCCUGUGUGGGAUGGCCGUGCUCUACAGGGCGCUCUUCUUUGCCAUCGUGAAGCUCACCGAGAUGGUGAGGCCCAUGGUAAAGGGGUUCAGGUUCAGGAACACCGCGCCGUCGGUGCACGUUGCCAUGCAGGGCUCCGGCAGUCCAUGAUCCAUGCAGUUGCAAACGUAGGGGAAGUAUGUAGAGGGCUGCUCUUCUUCCUCCUCUAUCUAAUCUCUCUUUUUUUCCUUCUUCUCUUGAAAAUAUAUGAUAUUUAGUGAUAGCAUAGUAGUAGUAUGUAUGUAUUCAGGUGUGCAGUCUUGUCAUAUUCCCAUUGACAAGGGGCAUCUUGCAAGGCUUAAUUGCAUGGUAUGGUUUUAUUUAUGUAUGGUAUGGUAGUAAAUGGGCUUAUCACUCAUGGGAGUUUUUUUUCCCAUUUUGUAGCGCGAAGUGAAAAUAAUAAAUGCCUAUUUCUUUCCCUUUUUCCAAGAGGACAAUAA
Molecule: messenger RNA, 2581 nt
Organism: Phragmites australis (common reed)
Lineage: Eukaryota; Viridiplantae; Streptophyta; Magnoliopsida; Poales; Poaceae
Product: ABC transporter G family member 1-like
Exons: 8
Coding region: 96-2252 (718 amino acids)
Cellular component (GO): membrane
Molecular function (GO): ATP binding; ATP hydrolysis activity; ABC-type transporter activity
Source: RefSeq, a predicted model, not a curated record